CCCACGGUUUCACCCAGUUAUUUAUAUCUGGCCCUCUUGUAUUAAAGGUUGCACAUCCCUGUCUAAUACCAUCAAACCCAAUGAAUUUUAAAACUGUUUUAGAAUUACUAUUUUGGUAUCUAAAUGUAUUCAAAUAUCUGUUUCAUCCUUGCCUAUUCCCAGCUUUCAUUGGUUACUGUAUCUGCCCUUAUGUGCGCUUUGUUUGGUAUCAUGUAGUAUGUGAACCAAGAUGGCAGUUAGGGUCAGGCCAUAAUUUUAGGUACAAAUACUACGGGAGUCACUUGGCUAGUCCCCGAACUCAUAAUAGAACUGAAAUUGGGAUAAAAUUAUGCCCUAACCCUAACCUGGUACACAUACUACAUUUCGGUGUCCGCCAUCUUGGUCCACAUACUACGGGAGCGCCCCUUGUUUUCACAUUUGUGCCUUAGUUCAUUUGUCCUGAUUUAUCGUAUCUUGAAUUGUAUCGAAUUUAUUAUUCCCAUUUCAUUGUACAAACUGCUAUAAGUCUGCUCUUAUUAAUCAAAGAUUGGAAAUUUGUCAUAUGGUAAGUCUAAAUUUGCAACCCUUCUAUCAGUACUGUUUUUAGUUGAGGACAAGGGACUUUGCUUUGAGAAAACUUGCAACUCUUCUAUCAGUACUCUUUCCACUUUUAGUUGAGGGUUCGGGACCUUGCUUCGAGUUCUUCGAGGGCAUUGGACAUUGCUUUUGAACGGAUUGCAUGUGUAAUUUUUUAAUAUUUAAACCAUAACUGCAUUAUUGGUACAAUUUUGUCUCAUUUAAUGAUUUUUGUGAGGUUUUAUUGCCAUUCAUUAUGCAUUUUUACAAAUCGCCUUUUUCUUUUUUAUCAGUUAAUUUAUAGUAUUAAAAGUAGUCAUGGCUUUGUUUGCGAGGGCUGGCCAAAGACUUGUGAAGCUGAAUGCAACCCCUGGACCAAUUUGGCGGGUGUCGACAGCAACGUUGCAUCUUGGUCGUGUAAAACGAGGGGAAUAUGAUUACGUACCACCAGAGGGAUAUGACAAGACGCAGUUGAAAAAAGGGGAUCGACCUGAAUUUAUCGACCAAUCAAAACUAAUGUCGCCUCGGGAACGAGCAGAAAGAGCAUCGAAAUAUAACCUAAUACCUGAGGAUUAUGUCCCAAUGGAAGGGUAUGGGGAUUACCCGAAAUUACCGAACGAAGCGGCGUUUGAACGUGAUCCAUAUUACGAUUGGGAUCAACCAGCGUUGCGUCGUAAUUACGGAGAACCGAUACACGUUCAUCAAGAAGUUUACGAUCAAUUCUCUGCUCUCGACCGAAGACCGUUAAUGCUAGACCGUCGACAUUACACACGGUUUUUAUUAACUCUCGCUGGAACUUUGAUUGUUCUUAUCAUCAUAGGGGGAAGGUUUCCUAGAUUUGCCCCGGUGGCUCCGGUCCAAUAUCCAGAAGAAUUUCCACAAGACGAUAAAGCGGGCACAAACGUCGGAAGAGAUUGGUGGUAUACUGAGUUUAAAUCCAAAGAAGUUGUCAAUUAUGAUUUUAAAUGAACUGUGUGAAUAAAUAAUUGAUAAAUCGUUUGGUAGUAUAGCAUUUCAUUUUUGAUUUUGAUUUCAAAUUUUCAAAAUCAUUGGUUUCCUUAUCUUCUCUACAAAGCACCUAUAAAAUGUUUGGCAUUUAUUAAUAGCUCUCUUUUUCAAAUAUCAGAAAUAAAUUGUAUUAGGUAAAAAAAACUUGUCAAAUUGUGAAAUUCAACAUGUCAAACUAUUUUAAAAUGGGCGUUCGAGAACUCAAUUACUAUAAUUCUCCAAUCUGAGACAUUUAGCACUCUAAUUUCUCCUUUUUGUUCCAGCUGUUACAGAGUACUGGUAAUAAAAGUUCCAUCUCACCAUGUUGUUUGAUGAUAAAAUUUCAUUUAAUAAUCCAUUCAUUGAAGUAUAAUUGAAGUUAUUAAUCUAC
This is a messenger RNA of Styela clava, 1933 nucleotides long. RefSeq names its product NADH dehydrogenase [ubiquinone] 1 beta subcomplex subunit 8, mitochondrial-like. Gene Ontology annotation, cellular component: respiratory chain complex I; mitochondrion. The record is from RefSeq and is a predicted model, not a curated record. Lineage: Eukaryota; Metazoa; Chordata; Ascidiacea; Stolidobranchia; Styelidae.